Molecule: messenger RNA, 1423 nt
Organism: Cucurbitaria berberidis CBS 394.84
Lineage: Eukaryota; Fungi; Ascomycota; Dothideomycetes; Pleosporales; Cucurbitariaceae
Exons: 1
Coding region: 21-1238 (405 amino acids)
Source: RefSeq, a predicted model, not a curated record
UUGACGAUUAUCGAAUAACGAUGGUGUGGGAGACGCAGGAAGAACAAGCAACGAGCGCUUCCGGCAAACAUCAUAUCUUCUUGACUGGCGAUGCGACACCAAGGCCGCUUGAGAUUUUGAAUCCUACCCAGGCCAAAGAUAAUGCCCCAGUGACCAUCAUCUAUGAUUCCAGGAGUGCGGCACUUUACUAUGAUUGUCCAGAGCCGGAGGCGGUUAGAAACAGCGUCACCCUGGAUUUCCACCUCAAUACUAUUACAGAUAGCGAUAUCCAGUUGCUUUCAGCCAGCUCUGAGGAAAUGGAAUUGGAAGAAAUCACCCUGACGAAGCUAUUGACGAGCUUCCCCGUCGUCGACUACACUACGCGUUUCCACCGACUACUCUUCGACACCGAAUCGCUCAACGCCAUUGUCGCGAAGCUUGCUACGAUCGAUGUUCCGACACCGCAACCUGUUCCAAAUACCUCCAAGCCAUUGCUCGAACGUUUCGAAAUAUACAAGAGGGAGAAUUGGGCUCGCGUCCCGCCCCUGAUUAAGAGCAUAGAGAACGAUAUCCCAAUAUCCGGCACGUACAGUUCAGCCGGUAACUUCUUGGACACCCUGAUUAUGAAGGCCCGCCGCGAUGUACACCUACCGAUUGGUAUGAACCUCUUUCCACAAACGCCCCUAGCCGAGAACCGGGAGUGCGCACGCAAGCUCGUCCGCGACCUACCAGGCGAGUUCGUCGAGGAUCGGCUCAUGAACUAUGCUUCGACUCUAACCGUCUCGUAUACAAGUCUAGACCUGCUCUCGACGCUGGAUCUGCACAAGAUAGCAACGCAGAUAGAACGGCGCUGCCUCGAGAUCAUCGUGAAAGGCUUCGUGGACAACGCGUGCCAUAUACCUUCCAUCGCGGCCCUCGCGUCUGCAUUUGGGAGUGCACUCAACGGGUCCAAAGAGAUCCACGUCGCCCCAGAACCAUGGGUCGACGACAGCGAUAUGCAAGUAUACCGGACACGAUGUCUCUACUUGUUCUGGUGCGCGGACUGGCUGGUCUGUUAUCUUGGAAAGCCUGAGAUGGGGCCGUUCAUGGUGAUUGAUGGGGAAUCAAUCAAGGAGGGGUUGGUACGAGUGAGAGCAGAAAUUGGGCGUGCGGCGCAGUUGCUGCUGAGGAACUGGGCUGCUUGGAGCAUGUUUGUGGAAGGGCUGCCCAAGGGAGGGUUUUUUGUCCGACGACCUGGGGAACUCGAGGAGGCAGGAUAGCUUCGCGGGCCUUUGCGACUUUUUUUAGAUGGUCGACAGUAAGGUCGCUGAGGCUGGCUGGUCCAGGUGUUUCAUGAUUCGUGUCUUCUCCGCGGUUCUAGGGGCUAUUCGGUCGAUGCCGGCGAGCCAUGUUUCACGGCGGGUUUGUCGACCGUUCGCAUUGAUGGCAGAUGGGACUAGUAUGC